Molecule: messenger RNA, 399 nt
Organism: Emiliania huxleyi CCMP1516
Lineage: Eukaryota; Haptophyta; Isochrysidales; Noelaerhabdaceae
Exons: 1
Biological process (GO): carotene catabolic process
Molecular function (GO): carotenoid dioxygenase activity
Source: RefSeq, a predicted model, not a curated record
UUCAAAAAUGCUCCUGCGCGCUUCGAGCGCGGUGGCAUUGAGUACGCGCACUGGCUCGACGGCGACGGCUAUGUGACCUCGCUGGCGCUCGACGACGGCAUGGCCACAUGGAGCGCACGCUACGUGCGAACUGAUGCCUUCGACAACGAGGAUGCGAGCGACGCAGUCGAGUGGCGCACGACUUUUGGGACGCAGAAGCCGGGUGGCGUGCUCGCCAAUGCAAUGGAUAUCAAGCUGAAGAGCCCUGCCAAUACGAACGUGAUGCUCUUCGGCGAUAAGCUCUAUGCGUUAUGGGAGGCAGGUCCACCCUAUGCGCUGGAUCCUCACACGCUCGAGUGCCAGGGCGCCAGCGAUCUCGGCGGGCGGCUGCGGCUCAGCAGCUCGCACGGCGCGCUGCCC